CCUACAUGCUGCCACGAUGCAUGCUUUCAGUACAUUGUAAAACCUACAUAGUUUAAGCACUACUAUAGCACUAUUCUAUAUCUAAUUCUACAAAGAAGAUUCACCACUCAUUUGGUAUACCAUCAACUAUGACACCAACAUUUUAGAAAUACCUAGAGUUGUUUAAUAAACCCACACAGAGUGCUACUGCGUGGUACGGAUAUGGGAACACAUAUGGCAUGUAUAUUAAUGUUUUCCAUAUAGUGCACUAGAAUAUCAACCACAUCACAUUUACAUGGUCCAUGGUCUAUACCAACUACAAGAACGUUUGAAACAUUUUUGGUGGCAUGAGUCUGAAGUCCUGCAGAGAUCCCAACACAAGGGAGUUUUUGAAUACCUGGCAAGGUCGAGGGGUUGAUUAAGUCAAUAUUUUCCAAGCAACACAUCAGCUCAUUAAACACAUCCCACAACGAAAUUAGAAAUUUUGCUGAUGAAGUCAAGCAACGAAGACUUAUCUAUCAGUUCAAGCCAAAAACAGCCAGAGAGGCAUGAUAUCAACACCCUCAAGGAACAAAAGUCACCACAGACAACAUAGUUGGAAAAUAGCUUUUGCGUUAAACACAGGUGGUUUACCAAACAAUGGGGAUCAGGAAAGCAUCAAUGGCGACACACCCACGGGGCUGGGUCAAACAAGAUUGAGCCGGCUAGUGGCUGCAGGCUCAAGGCAGCUAUUGGAGAAGCUAAACUCGGCUAGAAAGAACUUCCCCGUGAAGGUAUUUCUUCUACUCCUUGGUUUUUACACUGCCAAUGCACUGGCUACCAUCCUUGGCCAGACCGGGGACUGGGAUGUUUUAGUGGCGGGUGUCGUGGUGGCAGCAAUUGAAGGGAUAGGUAUGCUUAUGUAUAAAAAGUCCAAAUCUGUGUCUAGCAGUAGCAGUAAACGAAGGUUUGAGUCCCUAAUAGUGAUGGUAAACUAUUGGAAGGCUGGUGUUUGCCUUGGGCUCUUUGUAGAUGCCUUUAAAUUGGGUAGUUAAACCUUCCAUAUUGUUUGCCUACCAGUAAUUAUGUUCCUGUCAUCCUUUUGCAUUCUAUUCCCUUCAUUUACGAAUUUUGAGAUACUGAUAAUUGUAUUAGUUGUAGAUUAAACUAUUCUUUUAGGUCAAACAUAUUAGCAACUACUGUACAAAGUUUGUGUCAUGAAUUAUCAACAUAGUGUAUCACAUAUAAA
This is a messenger RNA of Erigeron canadensis, 1207 nucleotides long. Its product is annotated as ycf20-like protein. Bases 528 to 1013 code for a protein of 161 amino acids. Lineage: Eukaryota; Viridiplantae; Streptophyta; Magnoliopsida; Asterales; Asteraceae. The transcript is spliced from 2 exons. The record is from RefSeq and is a predicted model, not a curated record.